Sclerotinia sclerotiorum 1980 UF-70 is the source of this 2685-nucleotide messenger RNA. RefSeq lists its product as hypothetical. Gene Ontology annotation, molecular function: zinc ion binding. Bases 1 to 2685 code for a protein of 894 amino acids. The transcript is spliced from 3 exons. NCBI's taxonomy places the organism in Eukaryota, Fungi, Ascomycota, Leotiomycetes, Helotiales, Sclerotiniaceae. The record is from RefSeq and is a predicted model, not a curated record.
AUGCGACCACCAAGAAUUGUAUUAAUUAUUGCCUUCCUCGUUACUAUUUACUUCCUCACCCUUUUAUCUGUGCCGUUCUCUCAUUCACAGGAUGUAGCCGCUUCCACGACAACCCGCAAGAGUGGCAUUCAAUCGUUAUUCUCCUUCCGAGCUCCAUUCUCACUCUUCCCUCCCAAUGCAAUCAUAACCCUCACAAAUGAUAAUACGACUGCUUUCCUGGCAAGGCCUGCUGCUUUUGGGCCCUUACUACCCAACGAAGGAUUAAAAGGGCAGUUAUGGAUAGGGAGUGGGUUUGGAGACGAUAGCAUACGGCAAGGUCCUGUCGCCUCCGGUGCUGAAGGCGAACUAGGCUGUAGUGAUGUGCCGGGUUGGGUCGAUAAUUUUGCAAAGUCUGGCGCGAUAGAAGGAGUUAAAUCUGGAGAUGAUAAAUCUGCGACGACUGCGAGUAAAUCGAAAACAAACAAGAGGGCACAUGAAGAUGAUGAAACUUUCAUCGAUCGUACACCGGGCAGUUCCGCGAAGGGUAAAGAUAAUGUUGAAGGGCCCUCGGUCGACGACGGUACCGAUGAUUACCUUCAUCAUCCUCUACUAGGAUCAACAGUAUCAAAACAUACGGACAAGCAACCCACGGACCUGAAGGCAAACCAUGCAGAUAUUCAAUCUAUACAGGAAGGUGCGGAAAUCGCUGGAAAGGUCGUCUUGUUGAGCCGUGGAGGCUGUGGAUUUUUGGAAAAGGUCAAAUGGGUACAACGUAGAGGUGGGAUUGCUUUAAUUGUCGGUGAUGACAAAAGUGGCGGGCCACUAAUUCAGAUGUAUGCUCGGGGCGAUACAUCAAAUGUGACCAUCCCAGCCAUCUUUACAUCCCGUACCACGGCACAUUUACUCUCUUCUCUCAUAGGGCCAGGUGCAUAUAAGGAAGAUGUGCUGGAUGAGGGUGGUAAAGCAACAUUGAAGGUUCAAAAGAACGAUAAGUCGAAGAAUGUUUCGAAAAAGAAGAAGACGAAGGAAUCCCAGCCUACGUUUACAGCUACCGCUGCAACACCCAAAGCUACAAAGGCAGCUCGAACGAAUUUGAAGAAGUCGUCUAAAAAAGCAUCUUCAAAGGCCGAGGAGAAAACUACAACAAUUGAAACACGAAAACCAGGUUGGUUUAAGUCGUUGUUCUAUGGAACUGGCGGACGAGGUUCUGUAAAGGACAGCAGUCGACCACCGAGCAGUGGCCAACUUGAUUGGGUUCUUGUUGAUGACUGGAAGGACGAUGACAAUGCCGGCACGAAGAAAAUAUCCACCGCCAAACUCACCGGUCAGGAAAAGGUGGAUGCAGAGAAAAAGUCGCAACAAACUAGCAAGGGUUCAAACACGGCUACAUCAGGGGAUGAUUUUGUUAUUGGUGUUCAGGAUUGGCGUGAUCCGGAUUUAGUAGGGUCAUCUGAUAGCAAGGAUUCUGAAAAGAACUCGGAAACAGGUACCACGAAGACAUGGGGGAAGUCUGAUACAAAUAAGGCAAAAAAUGAAUCACCACAGCCGACAACGGCAGGCAAGAAAAAUUCAGGUAGUAUCACUGAAGAAGGGACUGAAGUUACACCUAAAUUACGAGGUGGGAGUAUCACACCGGGUAGUGGAGAGUACGCACCUAAAGUCGCUUCAGAUGUGGAUAGGACCAAGGCUAAGGAGACGGGAGAAAAGUCCAGCUCAAUUGGUAGCAAAACUAAGGGUAUUUUGACAACUAUCUUUGGUGAUGAUGAAGAGGAUUUUGAGCUCAUUUCGCCAGGAUCAAGUAGUACUGGCAACGUUGAUAUGGAUGAUGAGAACGAAGAAGAUGACAAUGACGAAGGUGAUGAGGAAGAUGGACUUUGGGUUACAUUAACACCCACCAGCGGAGCUAGCCCAUUCCUCGACACUCUAUUAGUCCUAGUUGUCAGUCCGUUGGUCACUUUGACCGUGGUUUACGCAUUGCUGCUGCUCAGAUCGCGUAUAAGGAGACGUCGUUGGAGAGCACCUAAAUCUGUUGUCGAAAGAUUACCUGUCAGAACUUAUCAAACUAUUAAUACCCCUGGAAGUCGAUCCCCGACGGUGCCAUCCCCGUCCAAUUCCUCAGCAACCACCCCACUUCUUUCACAUACAACACCCAGCAGACCUCGUCCGAGAUCACGGACGACAACGGGCAUACCAGAGCCUGGAGACAUUGCCCGUGUCAAUUCAAAUCCAUUACAUGUACCCGCGCUCACAGCACCUCAAGCUAAUGAACAUGAGAAAAAUGUUGGAUCACCCAGUCAAUGGAAGAAAUAUAUGGGCAAGCAAAUAGAGUGUGUAGUGUGUUUAGAAGAAUACGUGGAUGGUGUUAGUCAAGUCAUGAGUUUACCAUGUGGCCAUGAAUUUCAUGUGGAUUGCAUCACGCCUUGGUUAACAACACGUCGACGAACAUGUCCUAUCUGCAAGGGUGAUGUCGUUCGUUCUCUCGCUCGAGGAUCACCUUCUUCUCCGCGCUAUGAAGCGUACCAUGAUGACGAUAGUGAUGAUGAUAUACAAGCUCAAGCAGCGGAAACUGUAAAUACAUCCUCUUCAUCCACCCUACCCAUUUCCCGCAAUCUCGAAGAUGAAAUUGAUCUGGAUCAAGAAGUAGAAGUCCGCGAAGAGGAGAAGAAGAUAGGAAUCGGUGAAUAUUUUUCUGGAGACAGAUUAUAA